AUGGCCGAUACCAGCUAUAGCUACGAGAUUUUGCGUAAGAACCAUGAGAGGGAACUAGAUGCCUUGAUAGAACAGGGUGUUUUCAAGCCACUGUUCCUAUCUCAUGUCAUCAUCCUCAUCACGUUGCCUCUGAUAGGCCUUGUCAUCCCUCGCAACAAGGGCGGUCAAUAUGUCCGCCAAGGUCUCUUCGUCCUCUUUAUUGCUAUCGCAAUUGAGAUUGUGGUGAACCGACGAGCUAUCACUGGAGGAAAUGGAUACAUGCUUGGCCUGAUGACGGCUUGGUGGCUAAUUUGGAAUGCCACACUGUAUGUGUUCACAGAUCUGGAGCAUGACUUCAAACGCAUUGAACGGAAACCCAUUGUUACAAAGUCUCAAAAUGAUGCCAAGAUUGAGCAUAGUACUAUUGCAGAACCACUUGACUCGAGCAGUCAAAUAUGCAAAGGGGACAGCGACCUUUACGUUUGGCAAUCGUAUCCCGAGAAGUUUUCACAUCGCCUCGAAUGGUGCGCUGGACUUUACUUCAAUAUGAGAGGACCGGAAUGGAAUUGGCGAGCUCCCCACCUAGGUCCUCUUCCUCAACCAGUUCAUGUCCAAUUGCAUUCAGGAUUCACGGAUAAAAUUGAAGCACAUGAGUCCUCUACCUAUCCAAGCGGCCCAGACCGCCUGAAGGCAGCCUUUCGAACAUUCUUCAUGUAUUACCUCGCAUUGGACAUAUUGAAAGUCAUAAUCUUGAUGCCAGACCCCUACUUUCGAGGCCUGACAUCACCCGAUUCAACACCGCCAUUCCCGUUCUUCCUCGCAGAUAUUACAAUCCAUCCUGUCCUAGCCCAGAUCUGCCAUAACGUAUACUCCGCCGUGAGUGUCUACAUCGCCUUCGAGUUCGUGACCUCACUCAACCCAAUCUUCUUCCUGGGCCUAUCUCUCAAGUUCCCUAACGGAGCCAAAAAAUUAACCGGCGCGCCACUGGGUGUCCCAUGGUUGUACGCUGAUACAUUCGGGCCAUUCAUUACACCGAUCCUGGACCACGGGUUGGCAGGUUGCUGGGGCCGCUGGUGGCACCAAGUGUUCCGUCAUGGGUUCAUGGUUUCCGCGCGCUGGAUCUUAUCCUUACUUCCAGCAAACCUGGCCUCCAAUCGGCAAAUUCGUCGUAUCACAUACCUGAUGGUGGCAUUCUGUCUUAGUGGCUUUGUGCAUGCCUGCGGAAGCCACACUCAGAUUGCAGACACACAUCCGGUAUCUGGAACAUUCUUGUUCUUCGCUUCCCAGGGUGUUGCGAUCAUGGCGGAGCAGGUGUUCAAGACAUCGAUCUUCCCGAAAUUACCUCUUGCUGAUACGCCGAGAUGGCUGAGACGAACGGCAAACUUCAUAUUUGUGUUCUCUUGGUUGAUGGCCUCCGGUGGUCUCGUGGCAGAUGAUUUUUCGGGUGGUGGGUUGUGGUUGAUGGAGCCCAUUCCAUUUAGUCCACUUCGCGGACUAGGAUUUGGUCGACCGGAUCAAGGAUGGUUGUGCUGGAAGGAGCCCUGGUUCCAGCACUGGAGUGAUGGCACAUACUGGGGAACCGGGAUACGGAUGCUGUAA
Penicillium paradoxum is the source of this 1578-nucleotide messenger RNA. RefSeq names its product wax synthase family protein. Lineage: Eukaryota; Fungi; Ascomycota; Eurotiomycetes; Eurotiales; Aspergillaceae. The coding region runs from base 1 to 1578 and encodes 525 amino acids. The record is from RefSeq and is a predicted model, not a curated record. Gene Ontology annotation, biological process: lipid metabolic process. The transcript has a single exon.